Molecule: messenger RNA, 1227 nt
Organism: Rotaria sp. Silwood2
Lineage: Eukaryota; Metazoa; Rotifera; Eurotatoria; Philodinida; Philodinidae
Source: the annotation of a GenBank genome assembly
AUGUCGAAUAGACGAACCAAACAUACAGAGAAUAAUUUACCAGCUGAAACCAAUGAACAACUUUCAAGGAAGCGUUCAUUAUCAAUUCAUGCAUCACAACAGACUAACAAGAAAACUUCUGCAUUAACUUCCAAACGUUACAAAACACUUUUAACAUGUGUUGUUUGCAGCGGUGAUGCGCAUGGUUACAAUUUUGAUGCUAUAUCAUGUGAAUCGUGUAAAGCAUUUUUUCGUCGAAAUGCAUUACGACCAUUGGAAAAAUUAAAAUGUCGUGGUAAUGGUGGUUGUGAUGUUUCAUUUAAUAUAAGAAAACGAUGUAAACGGUGCCGUCUUGAAAAAUGUCUUCAGACAGGCAUGCGAAAAGAAUGGAUCCUUUCGGAUAAAGAAAAAGCAGAAAAACGUGCUAAAAUUGAAGAAAAUCGUCUUCUUAAACAAAUUAAUGAUAAUGAGCAAGAAUUACGUCAACUUACAAAACGAGAUUCAAAAACAGACGAUGAUUUAUCUCUAGAUUUGUCUCCACUUCUUAAUCAAUCAAUUUUAAAUGAUUUCGAUUGGUUUACUAUACAAUUUGUACAAGAUUGUUUUAUUGAGUCUGUACAAUUAAAUCAAAUAGCUGGUAUAUCAUGUUAUCCAUCAACACAACCAAUUGAAUCAACAAUAGAAUUAUUUCGUGUACCACUUUAUAUAACGUCAAUGCAUAAAGAUGAUCAAGUUUAUCUUGUUAAAUUAAAUUUAUUAACAGUUUGUUUUCUUCAUUCAGCAUUUAUAUAUGAUCCAAGAACAGAUUGUUAUCAUGAACAAGAUACAAUUGAUCCAUUAUUUUCAGGAAAAGAUUGGAUUAAAACAUUAAAUAAACAAUUUCAUAAUGAAAUGAAACAAAUACGAAAUGAUUUAAUUGAUAUAUUUCAAUCUGAUGAUAUUAUUAUCAAAUUAUUUUAUUUAAUAUUAAUUUUUUCAAAUCAAAUAUCAUUAAAUCAAGCAACUCAAUGUUUAUUAACACCAAAUAUUAAUACAUUAAGUAUGUUCAAAGCACAAAAUAUAUUUGCUGAUUUAGUUUAUAGAUAUUGUUUACAUCAAUAUGGCUCUAAUCAAGCACCUACAUUAUUUUUACGAUAUAUUCAUAAAUUAAUGAAAGUUCAACAAUUAGUUGAUGCAGUCAAAUAUACAAUAAAUGAUUAUAUUGAUAUAGCAGAACUAUCGCCAUUAAUGCAAAGUCUUCUUAUGUGA